AUGGCAGCGGCAGUCCACAAACUGCUGCACCCGCAUCGCAGCAGAGACCAGGCCAGAGAGGAGGAACAUGAGCGCCAGAAUUCGGCCAUGGAUCGCGCCCGCGUCGAGGAGAAACACACGCUUGCGCAGUGGGGUGAGAAGAAGGCGCCGCUGGAGCCAGGCCAAAUUGACAAAGAUCCCGACCAGAAGAUGGUGGGACACUCAAGCCAUGUGUUGCGGAAAAAGGACUUUGAGCUGAUUAAGACCCUGGGGACUGGUACAUUUGCAAGAGUGUGGUUAGUACGGCUGAACGACGCGCAGAAAGGCGACGAGAAUCAAGUCUUCGCUUUAAAGAUUCUGCGCAAGGCGGACGUGAUCCGUCUAAAGCAGGUUGAACAUGUUAGAAACGAGAGGAAUGUCCUCGCCGCGGUUGCAGGCCACCCCUUCAUAACCACAAUGGUCGCCAGCUUUCAGGACCACGACUCGCUAUACAUGCUUCUCGACUACUGCCCCGGCGGCGAAGUCUUUAGCUACCUCCGAAGAGCCCGACGCUUCAACGAGCCCACGUCCCAAUUCUACGCCGCCGAAAUAGUCCUCAUAUUAGAGUUUCUGCACGAACGAGAAGGCGUUGCAUACCGCGAUCUAAAGCCCGAGAACAUUCUGAUCGAUGCGGAAGGACAUCUUAAGCUGGUGGAUUUUGGAUUUGCGAAGAAAGUGGAGAAUAGGGAGACGUACACGUUGUGCGGCACGCCCGAGUAUCUGGCACCCGAAGUCAUCAGGAACACCGGCCACGGCACCGCGGUUGAUUGGUGGGCCUUCGGCAUCUUGGUCUACGAGUUUCUCGUUGGCCAGCCACCCUUCUGGGACCAAAACCCCAUGAAGAUCUACGAACAGAUCGUCGAAGGACGCCUCCGCUUCCCUUCCGCCAUGUCCUCCGAAGCCCGCGACUUGAUCUCGGGCCUCUGCACCGUCGACACCUCAAAGCGCCUCGGUAACAUAUCAGGCGGCGCCAGCACUGUCAAGUCGCACGCCUGGUUCAAGGACAUCGACUGGGACGCGUUAUACCACCGCAAGAUUCAGGGCCCUAUAGUGCCCCAUUUACGCGGGCCAGCUGAUACGCGAAACUUCGACGAGUACGAGCCGGAGAGUAUACAUCGGGAAGGGUAUACGAAAGAGAUGCAGGAGAAGUACGAAGACUCGUUCAAGGAUUUCUAA
This is a messenger RNA of Didymosphaeria variabile, 1194 nucleotides long. It is a transcript of the gene PKA4, whose product is annotated as cytochrome c oxidase subunit 1. The coding region runs from base 1 to 1194 and encodes 397 amino acids. The transcript has 8 exons. Gene Ontology annotation, molecular function: ATP binding; cAMP-dependent protein kinase activity. Gene Ontology annotation, cellular component: cAMP-dependent protein kinase complex; nucleus. Gene Ontology annotation, biological process: peptidyl-serine phosphorylation. Lineage: Eukaryota; Fungi; Ascomycota; Dothideomycetes; Pleosporales; Didymosphaeriaceae. The record is from RefSeq and is a predicted model, not a curated record.